GAAGAGACAAAGGACUAAAGCAGAACUGCACUUGUAUUAUUUUCAAAAAGUCAUUAAUUUUGUAAAAUGGAUGAUUCUGGAGCGGACUGGGGUUGUUUUUCUGAUCUAGAUUAUGUUUAUGAUGAUGAAGCUGGAGAUUUUGAUAAUUUUUGUGAUGGAGAUUCUGUUGGUUCUUUUGAACUGAAAAUAUGUCAAGGUUUUUAUUCUGAUCAAGAAAAAAAUCAAGAAGGUGAUGAUUCUGAAGAUGAAGAUGAUGAUGAUGAUGAUUCUGAAGAUCAAGAUGAUGAUGAUGAUGAUGAUGAUGAAGAAUCAUCAAAUGGGUCGGAGGCAUUGUCAUCGUCUGAUGAAGAAGUGGAAAGAAGUGAGAAAUGGAUACAGCAUUACUCUUCUUCACAGAGGAUUCUCUUGGUUGGAGAAGGAAACUAUUCUUUUGCUGUUUCUUUGGCCAAGGCUUUUCGUUCUGCUCACAACAUUGUGGCCACUUCACUCGAUUCUCUUGGGGAUCUGGGGAAGAAGUACAGUGAUGCAGUUGCGAAUGUGAGGGAGCUAGAGGAGAUGGGAGGACUCGUGCUCUCGGGGCUAGAUGCUACACAGAUGAAGGAUCAUUAUUUUCUCACUACUCAGAGGUUUGAUCGGAUUGUUUAUAACUUCCCACACGUUGGUUUCCGCUUUCCUGAGGCUAAUGGCUGCCAGAUCAAAAUGAACAAAGAUUUGGUGAAAGGGUUUCUGAGGAACGCAAAGGCUCUGUUGAAGAAGGAUUCAGGAGAAAUUCAUGUCACUCACAAGAAUGGCGAUCCCUACGACAAAUGGGACUUGGUGAAAAAAGCGCAGAAGCUAGGCCUGGUAUUACACGAGACCAUGCCCUUUUACCAGCAGAAAUACCCUGGUUACUUAAACAAAAGAGCUCACGGUAGAUUCUCUAAUGACACCUUCGCUUUAGGUGAUUGCACAACUUAUAAGUUCCGGCUUCCCCAGACAUCUUCAUAGUUUGUCUGGACUACGGUACUACUGAAUCAUCGUGUAAUUCUCUAUGGUUUAGCAAUAGUUUCCAGUCACUUGGAGUUUGACUAUGCGGGAAAUCUGCAUUUCCUUAAAAAUUCAUACUGUAAUUCUGUUCUUGUCAACAUAUUUUCAAGUAAUUGAAGACUUUUCAAAGAAACGAAUGUGAAAAUGUAUUGUACAUGUGCUUUCGUGGAAUGUUCUUCAUUCCUUCAGAUUAAGGGGUUUCAUAGCCGUUAUGUUAUUAUCACUGACUUCAUUGUCAUUCGAAUA
Daucus carota subsp. sativus is the source of this 1272-nucleotide messenger RNA. RefSeq lists its product as uncharacterized. Lineage: Eukaryota; Viridiplantae; Streptophyta; Magnoliopsida; Apiales; Apiaceae. The transcript has 3 exons. The record is from RefSeq and is a predicted model, not a curated record. Gene Ontology annotation, biological process: rRNA base methylation. Gene Ontology annotation, molecular function: rRNA (uridine-N3-)-methyltransferase activity. Gene Ontology annotation, cellular component: cytoplasm. The coding region runs from base 67 to 987 and encodes 306 amino acids.